Rhineura floridana is the source of this 11914-nucleotide messenger RNA. RefSeq names its product synaptotagmin 12 (gene SYT12). Gene Ontology annotation, biological process: cellular response to calcium ion; regulation of calcium ion-dependent exocytosis; calcium-ion regulated exocytosis. The record is from RefSeq and is a predicted model, not a curated record. The coding region runs from base 455 to 1717 and encodes 420 amino acids. NCBI's taxonomy places the organism in Eukaryota, Metazoa, Chordata, Lepidosauria, Squamata, Rhineuridae. Gene Ontology annotation, molecular function: calcium ion binding; SNARE binding; phosphatidylserine binding. The transcript has 8 exons.
UGAGCGAUCUCCCUUCAGGCAUUGCAGGGGUGCUUGGCGCUCCCGCAUUAGUGCAAGGAGUCAGUUUGAAGGAAUUUAGCCGCCACCGCUAGGUUAGCUCCCUGUUCACAACAGCGUGGAAGGGGGGGGGAAGGGAACGCCAACCCAGAUCCCGCCGAGUGAACCGCCAGUCCUGGGCUCGAUCUCUUGGAAAGGAGCCACCGGCUUCCUUUCCAGCUGAAUAGGAGAAGGGAGGGGGGGUGACUCAGGCUGCCGCUGCUCCUCCAUGGGAUGAGCUCUGCAAGGAGAAUUUAUUCCUUUGCCUCUUCUUGGGCCGCCGGGGCAAAAAGGAAGAAGAGAGCGUGCCGGUGAUGUGCUGCUGCUGAGGAGCCCGAGCUGAGCUGCAGAGUUUGCAGGUCAUUAGUGCUGCACCAAACUCCGGGCGAGGUAACUGCUGUAGCCCAGGAUAGUCACCAUGGAUAGUAACACUGUUGAACACCAACUCAGUGUCAUAAGAAGUCCACCUGGAUGGGAAAUAGGUAUCUAUAUUACUGGAGCACUUGCUUUGCUGGUAAUAGCUGGAGUAAACCUGUGGAAGCUGUGGAGGUCUGGCAGCUAUCCUGCACCGUCUCCAUUUCCAAACUAUGACUACCGAUACCUAGAACAAAAAUAUGGGACCACCUAUUCUCAGAUCAAGCAAAAGAGAGGUGUGAGCAACUUCCGAAAGUCAGGAGAAAGGACAUCUCCUGUUCGCAAGCCAAGCCUGAAAAUGGAUGACACCUUUGAAAACAUUAAUGAGUUAGGCACUCUAGAGCUGAUGAACAGAGACCUUGAGUUGGCUCCUUAUGGGCCCCUGAAAAGAUCUGUCUCCAUUGAUUCUCUCAGUUCCAUCUCCUCCAUUGGAAAUAACUUUGGCCAAGAGUUUACAGUGGGACAAGUGGAAGUCAACAUGGAGUACAACAUGAACUCCAACACCUUGCAUGUCACACUGCUACAGGGGAAAGAUCUCAUGGAGAAGGAAGAUGUCAACUUUGAAUCAUGCUUUGUGCGCAUCAGUUUACUCCCGGAUGAACAAAUUGUCGGCAUUUCGAGGAUCCAAAGGAGUGCCUGCUCGGUCUUCUUCGAUGAGAGGUUUUCAAUCCCCUUGGAUCCUUCUGCGCUGGAGGAAAACAGCUUGAGAUUUUCUGUCUUUGGCAUAGAUGAAGAUGAGAGGAACAUCAGCACGGGUGUAGCCGAGCUGAAGCUGUCAGAUUUGGAUCUCUCUAUCCGGCCUUUCAAUGCAUGGCUGUAUCUGCAGGACAUGAACAAGGCUAUUGAUUCAGUGGGUGAAAUCCUGCUGUCUCUUAGCUAUCUACCAACAGCAGAGCGGUUGACCGUGGUUGUGGUUAAGGCCAAGAAUCUUGUGUGGACCAAUGGAAAAAUGACUGCAGAUCCUUUCGUCAAAGUGUACUUGCUGCAGGAUGGGAGAAAGAUCAGCAAGAAGAAGACUGCAAUGAAAAGAGAUGACACAAACCCAGUGUUUAAUGAAGCCAUGAUUUUCUCAGUGCCAGCAAUUGUCCUACAGGAGCUGUCUCUCCGGGUGACUGUGGCAGAAUGUUGUGAAGACGGGAGAGCUGAAAACAUUGGCCAUGUUGUCAUAGGUCCAGCUGCAGGUGGCAUGGGCAUCACACAUUGGAACCAGAUGUUGGCCACCUUGAGGAAGCCUGUAUCCAUGUGGCACCCACUUCGACGAAGCUAAGGCACAUUUGCACCUUGCUGUGAAUAAUCCAACCUGGUGCCUAAACUCUUAUCAGUAAGCAGAUACUGUUGGCAAAUGGAGUUUAUGAUACCUAAGAGUGAAAAUUAUUUUUUUCCAAAUACUCUUCACAACAUGGAGUUGUAGCAACAAGGAAAAAAAGUUCAGUUGCCAAAUGGGACCACACAAGCCCGGGAAAAGCUUCAGACAACUAAACCCAUAAGAGAAGAAGCCAUUUGAGUACAAAGUGUGUCCUGCAAUAGCUUGUGGACAAAUAGGGUGGUCUUUUUGCUCCAUCAUUCUAACAUCACCAGCUUGGAGGAUCAGUUAUUGGACAGCCGCUUAUUAAUUUGUUUUAUAAUAGGAAUUAGAGUCCCAUGUGGUUUUUUCCUCCACCUUGGAGGGUUGAAGGGAAAAGCUUUUGGCAUAUUACCCACUUCACUCAGAUCUUAAAUACAUCUACUUGGAAAUCAGAUCCACUGAAUACAGUGCUUUGUGCUUGAGACCGCGAUUUUGUAACUUAAAUCUUUAUUACAUGGAUUGGCAGCCAAAUCCCAUUCAGUUCAGAGAAACUUGGUUUUUAGGGAAACUACUUCCAAGUAAACGUAUUUAGGAUCACAAGCUCCUAUAACCAUAGUCACAUGCAUCUCCAUCAUGGUUCAGAUUCCAGAAGAAUGGUUAGCUUACCUGUUGCAGCAAAGAAAAGAAAGAGGCCAACUUAAGGACUAAUUUAUUGUAUCCUGCUUCAGGAAUACGGAACCUGUGGCCCUCCAUGUGUUCUUGGACUCCCAACACCCAUCAGCAUUGCCAACAUGGCCAUUGGUAAGAGGUUAUGAGAAUUGGAGGGCCACAGGUUCUCCAUCUCUGGCCUACUUCUUCAGAUGCCUAAAAUGAAUCUACUUCUUGCACCUGAUAUAGGAGGCUCAUGCUACAAUAAAUUAGUUUUCAGGGUGACGUAGGCCUCUCUGUUUUUUGCUGUGGUGAUACAUUGUUGUUGUUGUUAAAACUUCUUUGUUGCUUGUUACACAAAGGUUCUCCAAGCAACUUACACUCAUGGUAGCAUUUAACCACGAAAUGUGUAACAUGGCCAAAGGCCAUACACAACCAACAAAGCACUAGCUAGACUACCAUGUAACCCUGUUUACAGUAAUAUCACUUAGACUGCUUUCCUCCCAUGAUUUUUCACCAGAGAAGGUGUUUCAUUGCUGUUAGGAGCACAUGCUGUCUAUAGGUCAUGGGUGCUUUGCUUGUCAUUCAGGUUUAUGGUCCCUCUGACACCAAAAGCAACCAGAGGAAUGCUGGAGAGAGGAAAUAUUAUGUGGUGUGGUUGAUGGUGUGUGAUGAAUGAAAGGUUACCCCUUAGGUUGGUGAGUUAGGCUAGGUGGUUUUCAGGGCCACACCAUCCAUAGGAUUUUAAACAUUUGUAUUUUAAUAGCUAAAGAAUGGCAAUUUGCAGGGGGGGAGGACUUCAGUUAGUUUAUAAUUAAUUUUCCAUGGCUUCUUGGCUGCAACAUGUUCACCUUCAUCGUAAGCAACAUGAGAUGUGCAGGUUGAAGGCAUCACAGGAAAUGUUUGGCCCCUGCUUCCCAGAAUCUGUUAGUACAGGUAGCUGGUGGAACUGAUGAAAGGGAAAAUCCUGAAAAACUGAAUGUGUUUUGUUUUUAAUGACAAAGUAUAGUGACAACCCCUCUUAACCAGUCGCUGAGCUGGUUGAAAUUAAGUGAGUAAGUGAUUUCAGUAUAAUUUUGAGGAAAGGAGAAUCAAAAGAAUGGAUACCCUGACAUGAUCUCACUCUCCCAAGCACGUCUGCCAUUCAGUUUAAGCCACAUGGCUUUGCUUUGCUCUUUUCCAGUUGAAGAACCUGCUGCUAGGCUAGGCUUGGCUUGGCUGUGCACACUUUAUAAGACAAAAUGGAAAAUCAAGCCUUAAUGAUUUGAAAAGCAUCACAGGCCACCUUGGCCUCAAGUUUUAACUAUUUUUUUAAAAAAGUAAUUAUCUAACGGUGUAGGACUUGGUUGACUUCAACUACAGAAGAACAGAACUGCUAUUAAAAUGGUAACUUUAUGUUGAACAUAAGCCCAAUUGACAUUUGGAUUUGAUUGAGAAAACACUUUCCUCUUCUGUCUCUUGAACUUCAACAAACUCCAUCAUGAGUGAACAUUGAUUGCUUCGCUGAGGCCUGAGCAGUUCUGCUGUUGCCAGGUUUUAUAUAGAUUCACCCCGUCGAAUAAAGCUAACCAGUUGUUUCCAUUCUCCUUCUGCACAACCAAAGGCCACGGUGGGGCUAGCUUUAGCAUCUGGAUGGAACCAUCAAAAAAAGGGACAUCUGGAUUCAUUGAGCUCAUGUGUCUCAAGGGUUCUUUUAUGAAUAUUUUGGCAGUUUGUGAGUUUGCUCCUUUCAAAUGGGAACUUUGCUGUAUGCCAGGGAGGAUUGUACUGGUGCAGAGGAAGUUUAAUGAGUGGUCAAUGUGACAUUCAAUGAACUAAUGUCCAUCUGAGUCCCAUGAUGCUUUGCUUAUUAAAAUAAUGAAAAAAUCACAGGGAAACAAACAAAAUUCAAUUUAUUUAUCUAGCACAAGCAUCGUGGUACAGUUGAAAGCAAGAGCAGAUUAAAAUCAAAUUCAUCUGAUGUGUGAAAGGGCCUGGGAAAAUAAAAAAGGAUUGAAAAGGGGUGGUGCUGGAACAAUCUUCCUGAGGAAAGGAGGCGCAGCAAAAAAGAUUCCCCUGCUUGGCUUCAGAAUGGGGAGGAUCUAAGAAAGGACUUGUGAUGACUAUUUCACUGCAUGAAUAGGUGCUUAUGGGAGAAGGCAGUUCUUCAGGUGCCUGAGUACCCACAUGUUUAGGGUUAAGGAGAGGGCGGCGGUUGCAAGCUCAGCCGUUGCCUGUGCUGCCCUGGGCUCCUUCUGGGAGGAAGGGCGGGGUAUAAAUUUAAUGAAUAAAUAAUGGAUGUGGCUGUAUGAGUCCUUACAGAUCUCAGCUAUGGCAGUAAUCUUUAUCGACCAUGAACCAUCUGCUACAGCUACACCACCUUCAUUUGCUCUCUGUUGUUCCAGAGAGCAGAACUAGAACCAAGGGGUGGAAAUUGUAAGGUAGCAGAUUUCAGCUAAACAUUAGGACAGCGGUGGAGAACCUCUGGACCACCUAAGUAGACUCACCAGACCUCUCCAUUUAGCCCACAAGGCCUUUUUGGCCAAGUCACGUCCGACACCUGCCCUGCACCUCAAGUCAUAUAUGACAUGAAGUGUGGAGUAAGUAAAGACAUGACUGGGCCGAAAGGGUGUUUGCAGGUACUGCCAAUCAGCUGUAUAUUGGUGCCUGCAAAGCUGAUCAUCAGCUGAUCACUGAGGCUUCCUUGCAUGGCACUUUGCUAGCACUGAAAAUUGGCUGAUCAUUGGGGCUUCCAUGCACAGCACUAUGCAAACAUGGGUCACCUGAUGUCAAGUAAUUGAAGGUGGGCUACCCCAAUCCACCUGUCAAAUUUGGUCUGCAGGGGAUAGGGGUUAGAGAUAACCCCUGCAUUAGGAGCAACAUCCUAUUGAUAACUUUUCAAGGGUAGAACAAACUGCAUGAGGAGAUGGUGAACUCACCACUGAAGUCUUGAUUCGUAUGUCAUUCCCCAUAGGUAAUGUAGCUGCAAAAUUCCUGUAUUGAGCAGAGAGUUGAACUAGAUCAGGGGGUUAGACUGUGAGGUCCCUUCCUCCAAUGCUACAGUUCUAUGGGCAGUAUUCAACUAAACUGUUAACGCUAGCAGAACAGCUUCAACUAGCGUAAGGGGAUUACUCCCUGCAGCCUUUCCUUCCCCCAUGUGCGCUUCAUACCAUCCCCAAAUCUGCUCUGGAGAGUUGAGGGAAACCUAUUUCCAGAGCAAGACAGGCUGUGAUAAAGGAGUGGCCUCCUUGAUUUUUCCUCUGGUACGCACCAGCAGAAAGUGUAAGGAAAAUCUCUUUUCUGUGACCUUCCAUCUGACUUUAAUAUAUCUCUACUGAAAAACGCAAUUGGAAUGGAUAGAUAGUUUUUACUGUGGGGGGCCUUGUGCCUGUCAUCUAACCUGGGAUUUAAAAGAAGCUUGACAUGCCAACAAGACUAAACCUAUGCUUCCCCCCUUUUUUCUUUCCUGUUGAGUUGAAUUAGGAUUAACCCAGCUUUGCACAUAGCUGCAGGUUCUGAAUUCCUUUCGCUGUUCAGUCCCUCCCACACACAUCUUAACUACACAAGUAUAUUCCCUCUUCCCUGCUGCCAGCGUGAUAGCUUGGCAGGCAGCUGGGAUAGCUCAGUAAACAGAUCGCUUCCUUAAAGGCCAAGAGAGAUGCUGUACAGCCCACCAUAGUUCUGCUGCUCUACUCAUCAUCUUGACCCAAAAGAACACAAAACCCAUUGCAGCCAAGGAAAAAGCCCUACAGUGGUUGGAAGAUUGAGUAGGUGCCAUUGUUUGCCCAGGCGGUUACAAGUUAAACCUCUAGGUUUGGCUAUCUUACGUAUGUAUGUAUGUAUGUAUGUAUGUAUGUAUUUAUUUAUUUAUGAGAUUUGUUAGACGCCCAUCUGGCAGAGGUUAAUCUGCCACUCUGGGCGACUUACAACCAAACACAAGUACAUUCCAUAUGAACCUAAUCAGAAUCCUAAAAAUUAGAAAUUAAAAACUUAAACAUUUAAACCCCCCAAGAUCUGCAAUCUACCAGCCUAAAUUGAAUUUAAACCCCCCAAGAACUGCAAUCUGCCAGCCUAAUCCCCUUCCCACACCUGGGUGAAGAGCCAGGUCUUCAAGGUCCGCCAAAAGCAUAGCAGGGAGGGGGCCUGACGGAGGUCAGUUGGCAACAAAUUCCAAAGCAUAGGAGCCACGAUAGAAAAGGCUCUAGACCUUGUCCUCACCAACCUCGCCUCUUUUACUGGAGGUAUAAGAAGUGAGCCAUUCAAGGACGAUCUUGUAAGCCAGCACCCCUGGAGCGAGUAAAGGCAACUCUUUAAAUAGAGUGGGCCGGCCUCAUGAAGAGCCUUAUAAGUUAAAGCCAGGAUCUUAAAUUUGGCCCGCGCAACCACAGGUAGCCAGUGCAAUUCCUUAAGGACUGGGGUGAUAUGGUCACGGUGGCGACUGCCCUUAAUCAGGCGAGCCGCCGCAUUCUGCACUAGUUGCAGUUUACGAACCGUAGUCCAGGGAAGACCAACAUAUAAGGCAUUACAAUAAUCCAGCCGGGAUAAGACCAGAGCAUGUACUACUUUGGGAAACAAGUGGCUCGGGAGGUAAGGGCUUAUCCUUCAGAUGGGAUGUAGUUGAUAAAGCGCCGCCUGACUGACGGCCGCUACCUAUGCCUCCAUAGAUAGCUGGAAGUCAAGAAUGACCCCCAAACUCCGGACUUGAUCUCUUAGGGGCAGUAGUACCCCGUUGAGCAUCAAAUCAGUAAUCCCCAAUUUCUUUUUGUCACCCACCAACAGAACCUCAGUUUUAUCAGGAUUCAGUCUGAGCUUACUCCUGCUCAUCCAAUCCCUCAUCGACUUCAGACACUUAGACAGCAUUUCUAUCGCCGCUGGUGGGGAAGAUUUAAAUGAGAGGAAGAUCUGGGUAUCAUCUGCGUAUUGGUGGAAUUGCAGCCCAAAUCUCCUAAUGACAUCUCCCAGAGGCCUGAUAUAAACAUUGAAUAACAUCAGGGAGAGGAUAGAGCCCUGUGGCACCCCGCACGUGAGACGCCAGGGCUCUGAAACCUCAUCCCUCAAUACCACUCUCGUAUCUCCCCGAGAGGAAGGAGCGGAACCACCAUAAAACGGUACCUCCAAUCCCUAACCUCUCUAGGCGAUCCAGCAAGAUACCAUGGUUGACAGUGUCAAAGGCCACCGAGAGAUCCAGGAGAACAAGGAGGGUAUAUUCCCUUCUGUCCAGUGCCCUUCUCAUAUCGUCCACCAGGGCUACUACUGUUUCUGUCCCAUAUCUGGGUCUAAACCCUGAUUGAAAUGGGUCAAGGUAGUUCCACUUCCUCUAAGUAUGUUUGCAGUUGGUUCGCCACUACCCGCUCGACCAAUUUACCCAGGAAUGGCAGAUUUGAAACUGGGCAGAAGUUGUUUAAUUCCAAGGGGUCUAAGGAGGCCUUUUUCAAAGUUGGAAUUAUUACUGCCUCCUUGAAGGCAGAUGGCAGAUGACCUUCAUCAUUAACCACUGCCCUGAUCCCCUCGCCCAGUUUAUCUCUGCAGCUCACAAUGAGCCACGCUGGGCAGGGGUCAAGUAUACAAGAAGUUGGUCUCAGUGCAGACAGGGUCUUGGCUACUUCCUCAGAGGAAGGACUAUCUUAAGGGUAAUGUGCAAAGCACAGUGCAAUCCUGUGCAUCUCUACUCAGAUGUAAGUCCAACCGAGUUCAAUGGGGCUUACUCCCAGGUAAGUGAAUAUAGGAUUGUAGCCAAAGUUAGUUGGACUGAGUUCCCAUCAAAAUCAAUGGGACUUAAGUCAUUACUAGCUUUUACAUCAUUUCAGUGCAACUAACUUUGUCCAGAUCCAACCCAGAACAUCUAUACCUUAGCCUUCACCAACCUGGUGACCUCCAGAUGUUCUGGCCUACAACUCCCACCAGCCCCAGCCAAGAUGGCCAAGGCUGAUGAGAGUUGCAGUCCAAAGCAUCUGGAGGGCACCAGGUUGGCAAAGGCUGCCAUGGAAAAUAAGAAACUUGCCUAUACAAGAUCAUAGCUAUAGUUCUCAUCUUUUCCCUGACCACUAAGGGCUCCUUUAUUGCAAUUCCAUGGUUUGGGCUAACUUUGAAAUGGGGCAGAAAUUCCCCCCUUUGCAUGCAGGCCAAGGGGCAAGGAAAGGGUGGCCUUACCUGCUGGAGUGGGCUGUGUCAAAACUAGUGGGAAGUGAAAGGUUAGCCCUGACAGUGCAAUCCAGGAUGCUUGCUUCCUCCUGCAACAAAGGUGAGGAAUGUGAGACUUCUUGUUGGGACUGAUUAUUUUUAUUUAUUUAUUUAUUGCACUUGUAUACCGCCCCAUAGCCGAAGCUCUCUGGGCGGUUUACAGCAAUCAAAAACAUUAAAACAAAUACACAAUUUAAAACACAUAUUUUAAAAACAAUUUAAAACACAAACAAUAUAUAAAAACAAUUUAAAACACAUCCUAAAAUGCCUGGGAGAAGUGGAAAGUCUUGACCUGGCGCCGAAAAGAUAACAGUGUUGGCGCCAGGCGCACCUCGUCAACCAGAUCAUUCCAUAAUUUGGGGGCCACCAGGGAUGAAUCUGGCCUUCCUACCUGCUGGGCACAUUGUGCAAGGUUUGUUGUAAUGAAAAUAUUUGCAUCAUCCCAAGAAAGAUAAUGAUAAUGAUGACAGCAACAACAACAAUAAUAAUAUAACCAGUAUUUAGAUCAUGGGAAAGCUACAGUAUUUAUAUGUUAAGAUAGUAUCCAUGGGUUACAAUGUACUGCCUUCCAAGUCGAUUCUGACUUAUGGCGACCCUAUGAAUAGGGUUUUCAUGAGGCUGAGAGGCAGUGACUGGCCCAAGGUCACCCAGGGAGCUUCAUGGCUAUGUGGGGAUUCAAACCCUGGUCUCCCAGGUCGUAGUCCAACACCUUAACCACUAUACCACAUAAAUCAAGGAUGCACCAGAACACCCCAGGGGCUCAUGGAGGAAAAAAAGAUUCAAACCAAAUUCAAUAAUGCUACUACUAAUUAUUAUUAUUAUUGAUAAUAACAAUUUUUAAAAUUCAUGAACAUGCUUUAGAGACAGUAACAGCAGAAUUUAAAAACACCCUUGUGUUUCAACCCUAAUACUUAAAACCCAGCCCAUAUAAAGCAUUUUGCCUAUCUCUUGAAAAUAUUCAGGCUUGGAAUCUCUGGGUGAAGGGAGGUACAGAAUUGUGAGGUGGCCCUCAAGAAUACCUCUCUUCAUGCCCUUGUUAUGUAAACUUUGCUACAGAAGGUAUAAACAAGACAGAGUCUUUAGCUGAUGUCAGAUACUGAGGUGGAACUUGCAGAAGGAGACAGCAAGGUACAUAGGAAGGCACCAAUUUCAGGGGAGGGAAUUUCCAGUCACCCAGGGAAAAGCUUUUUUCUUUUAAUUUGGACCAAAGAGCUUGAACAGGAUUCUUCCUCAGGGACACUCUUGGGGGAAAAAAAACAAUUUUGAAAGUACCAAGCUUGGUGCAUAUGGCCUAAUUCAUGUGAGGUUUUUUUGGUCAAAACCAGUAUCUUGAAAUGUGUUUUCUAAAAAACAUUUCUGUCUUGCCUUUCUGGCUAUAGGCCUUACUGGCAGGUUACCUGAGUUGUGCUUUGAAACAGAGAGAUGCGGUGCAGAUUGUGGAGAGAUCUGAUGUAAUGACGCACCUGGCAACCCUUUGCUCUCAAGCAGUGGACUGCACGUUCCUAAACCAACCAAAGUUUCUGAGCAGUCAUUAUGGGUGGUCCUCCUGCAGCUCCCAUUUCAAGGCAACAAAAACUCAUCUGAACUGGACAAAAAUGAGAACUUUCUUGCAAGGCGGAGCAGUGGAAAGCACUCAUGGCUACCCCCAACCAUGAAGUGAUCUACUGAGGAGCACUCCAAGGUUUCAGCAGUGAAGGGCAGAUGUUUGUGUUCAUAUCAGCUCCUGGACUACACUGCCUGUGCUGCCCAUUGUGAUCUUGAUCUUCUAUGGCUUAGGCCUGCCUCGCCCACAUCCAGUCCCUCUGCCGUGGCCGGACUGUAUGAGCCUUCCAGAACAUGGAUAGGUUGAAAUUCCAACGUGUGUCAUUGGCAUACUAAAGAUCAUUCUGGCCAUAAAACAUCAUCUUCUGACUUUCCUGUAACUUUACUCUGAGGCUUCAGUUCUGGUUGUAGGAUGCGUUCCCUUCUGGGUUUUUUUUUAAAAGGCCAUUUUAAAAGCUGUUUCCACUGCAGGACUGAGGAAUAUGUUACUAUGAUGAUUGUAAUUACAUUUGUACGUUGAAUGUUCGAUAUUCUCAUAUAUUCCCUCCAACCCAUUGGUUCCCCUCCCCCAUCAUUGCAUUCUAGAAGAGCAGCAGAUUUUAUGGGGAGGGGGGAAGCGGUGAGUUUUGUAAUGUAAAGUGUUUGUAUCAUCACACAAUUCCUCUAUGAUGUGCAUCAUUUGUUCUGUGUCUGAAGCAGCAGCUAUGCCCGUGUAAUAUGUUUCCUGAUGCUUUGUUCAUCAUAUUUCCACCACGGUGCAUGCACACUGUUGAUGACACUUUGUGCAUUUGCAACUUGUUUACAGGUGGAUGCUUACGUCUUUCCCUGUUGCAGUUACUUAGGCUCUAGCUUUCAUUUGAAGGAGGACUUCUUAAAGCCCAGAUAUGCACACAGCUGAUUAUGCUAAUCUUGCGGGGAUGUGCAGUAUCCCAAAAGGGACUUGGGAGAGGGCAUAUCCAAUUGGCUGUCAAAAAUAGGCAGGCAUGUUCAAAGCCAGGGCACUGCACACUCAGAUGCAACAUUAGACUUGACUUAAUGGUCUUCUGCGGGGAGGGGGAGGGGACCUCUUUUGAAGGUAAUGUGUGUCACUUCAAUUUAUUCAAAAUGUGGCAAGCCAGCUCUAUUACUAGAGGGCUGAGUGGGGCUCUGGACAUCUGUCCCGAAGUCUUCCCUGACAGCACCACUGCUCAGAAAUUGUUCUGGACAGACAUCCUAGAAUACAAAGCUCAUGGACAUUUUGACUGUGAACAUGGCUACAUGGGAUACAUUAUUUGCACUCAUUGGUCUGUCCUUUUCUUUGGUAUUAAAUGUUGUAACACACACACACACUGUUGAAAUUACAAACAGAACUUUCAAAUGUGUUUUCAAGACUAUUCCCCUCUUUUUUUUACAUCUUUGAUCUUUUGUGAAGAGCUGUGAUCAAGUGGAUGCCUCUCUGCAAAUCAACAACAAAACAUUAAAUCCUCCUAAUGGUGUGUUUGGGGGUGGGCUUGAUUGUUGUAGCAAAAGGAUCUCAUGAGUACAGUGCUGCCUACAGUAAAUGCCACCAAUUCCACCCCAUAUCUCCCACAAAUCUCACGCUCUCCCCAUUUCAGCAUGUGAGAAAGGGUGCUGGAGCUCCCUUGCUCUGCAGAUCCCAAUUCCAAAAAGGCAACCCCACCCUUAAGAGCCACUUGUCUCCUUGGAAGUGGGCACUGCUGUAAAUAAAAUGAAAAGACCAGAUGCUCUUGCUGCACGAGACUUAAUUCACACACAAAUGACUUAUUGGGAGCACAAAUAAUACAGUGCUUGUAAUUCAUACUGGGACGCAUUUGAAAAAUAAAUAAAUAA